Molecule: messenger RNA, 3858 nt
Organism: Epinephelus fuscoguttatus (brown-marbled grouper)
Lineage: Eukaryota; Metazoa; Chordata; Actinopteri; Perciformes; Serranidae
Gene: paxip1
Product: PAX interacting (with transcription-activation domain) protein 1
Exons: 23
Coding region: 196-3585 (1129 amino acids)
Biological process (GO): positive regulation of transcription initiation by RNA polymerase II
Cellular component (GO): nucleus
Source: RefSeq, a predicted model, not a curated record
CAAGUAAUAAUAUAUUGCAGAACCCCCCUCAGUAUUUCAGAGUGUUGUAGUCCAAGGCGCGCUCAGCGAUUUGGCGCUAGAGUGUCUCCCCGUUUACUGUACGCUCCAAAGCAGCUUCUGUAACAUAGACACUUUUAAUCUUUUAGCUUUUGACUAGGUUUUUUAUAUAUAACCACAUGAUAUUAAUGGACAAUCAUGUCUGAAGAGGAAAAGAAGGUUUCCGACGAACUUUUCAAAGAUGUCAAAUUCUACGUGGUAGGGGACAUUGACCAAAAGGUGGUGCAGCUGCUGAAGGCCGGAAAAGGGAAGGAGGUGUCCUACAAUGCUCUGGCCACUCACAUCAUUGCAGAGGACGGGGACAACCCUGAGGUGGGCGAGUCAAGAGAAGUUUUUGACCUGCCUGUUGUCAAGCCGUCCUGGGUGAUCCUCUCAGUCAGAUGUGGAGACCUGUUACCAGUCACUGGAUUCUCCCCAGAAUCAGGACAGAUAUUCUUUGGUGUGACAGCUUGUCUUCCCAGGCUUCCAGAAGAUCUCAACGCUUUGUGGGCGUACAUAACCUUUUAUGGAGGAGAAUGUCAACUUAACCUCAACAAGAAGGUUACCCACUUAGUAGUCAAGGAACCAAAGGGGGCCAAGUUUGAGUGUGCCCUAAAACACCCAGGCAUCAAGAUUGUCACCCCGGACUGGAUAAUAGAUUCAGUUAAAGACAAAAGCAGGAAGGAUGAGAUGCUCUAUCACCCCAGACUCACAUACGUGGAGCCUGAGGAAGAGGAGGAGAGUGAAGCUGAGUCAUACGACCAGCGCUCCCACUCAGAUGGAAGCUACAGCCCGCGGCGAUCCCGGCUGUCCAGUGGCGGCUCAUCUGGUGAGGAGUCCAGCCCCCGCAGACGACCAGGGCCCAAAAAACUGAACUCCAUUUCCCCGACGUCUCCCUGCAAACCUGAGCGCCGCAGUGAGCGGAUGUUUGAUGACUCUGAUGAUGACUCAUCCACAGAGAAGGAGGGCACCAACCUCAACUGGACACCGGCUGAAGUCGUCACGCCAACCCCUCCUAUUGCGACUGGCACAGCCAGACGACGAGGCGGGCCACCCGGCAGCAAAGACCCAGUGUCGUCCACAGGCAGCGGGCUGAUUAACCUGUGUGCCACUGUUCCUCCUGUACCUGGCAGUGGAGGAGCUCUGCCCGCAGAGGCUCGCUCUGCUGCUGCCGCCAUCAGUCACACCACACAGCAAGGUGUAUCAGUUCCAGAGGGGUGGAGCCAGGCUGCUCGAACCCUCCGCAACAUCACCAACAACUCUGACAUGCAGCCAGCCAAUCGACCUGCCAACGUAGCACAUAUCAUCCAGAAUCUGACAGCCAAUCAGACCAAGCCAUUGGAGCAGCAGACCAAUCAGAGCCAUGCUCAGACCCCAAACAGUACCAACCCUCUUCUGUUUAAUCAGUCCAAACUGCCCGGCCAGCCCCUCACAGCAGAGCAGCAGCAACAGUUACUGCAACAGCAACAGUCACACCAGGCUGCACAGCAACAACACCAACAGUUACCGCAGCAACCGCAGCAUCCUAUGAUGCACCUCCAGCAGCAGCAUCAGAUGAUGCAGCUACAUCACCAACAGCAACAACAUCAACAGUCACAAGUCACACAGCAGCAAGGGUUUGCACAGUUACCCCAACAGCAACAACAGUUUCUGCAGCAGCAGCAGCAAAUGCACCAACAGCAGAUGUUUUCCCAGCAGCAGCAGCAGCAUGCGUUCUCCCAGCAGCAGCUGCGGCCUCAGCAGCUCCUGCGGCCUGGUUUACAGCAGCUGCAGCAGCAACAGGCACUACAACAACAGCUCCAGCAGUUCCAACAGCAGCAACAGCGAAUGCAGAUGUUACAGCAACAGCAGCAACAGCAGAAUCAACAGCAGUUACACCAACAACAUCUACAACAGCAGCAGCAGCAGCAGCAGCAUUUCCUACAACAGCAGCAACACAUGCAGCAGAUGCAGCAGCAGCAGCAGCACCACCUGCAGAAUCAGCAACAGCAGCAGGCUGUGCAGCAUCAGAACCAGCAGGUCCUACAGCAACAGCAGCAGCAGCAGCAGCAGCAGCAGCAGCACCAGACAACGCUGCAGCCUCAGCUCCAGCAGCCUCCUCACGUCUCCCAGCUGUUUGGACACGAGCCAGGACAAGAAAUUCCACAGGAUGGCUUCCUGCUAGGCUGUGUGUUUGCUAUUGCUGACUACCCAGAACAGAUGGCUGACAAACAACUCCUGGCCACAUGGAAGAGGGUCAUCCAGGCGUGUGGAGGUGCUGUUGACCCCACCCUGACCAGCCGCUGCACACACCUGCUGUGUGAGAGUCAAGUCAGCACCAUGUAUGUACAGGCACUCAGAGAGGGAAAGCGCUGUGUAACAGCCCACUGGCUCAACACUGUACUGAAGAGGAAGAGGAUGGUUCCUCCUCAUCGGACUUUACAUCUGCCCUUCGCCUUUCCUCCUGGAGCCAAACCCUGCUCUCAGCACAUUAUAUCAGUGACAGGUUUUGUGGAUGCUGACAGGGAUGACCUGAAGUUGAUGGCCUACCUUGCUGGUGCCAGAUACACGGGAUAUCUGUGUCGCAGUAACACUGUCCUCAUCUGUAAAGAACCCAGUGGGCUUAAAUAUGAGAAGGCAAAGGAGUGGAAGAUCCCAUGUGUGAACGCCCAGUGGCUGUGUGAUAUACUGCUGGGAAACUUUGAAGCACUAAGACAAAUUCAGCACAGCAGAUACUCCAUCUACACGCACCCCGAACCACUGGUGCCUAAUCCACAGCUGGUCCAGAACCUAUUGGCUGCCUGGAGAACGCCGAUUAAAGUAUCUUCCGAAGCUUUGGCGAGUCUCCAGCUGCUCCAGAAGCAGAAGAUAACUGACUCCACCAACCAGCCUGCAAACAAGAAGGCCAGACUGGAAGAGAUCCAGUCCCCCAAUAAGAAGCUUCCUCCGGAGUCCACUCCCCGAGUCAUGUUCACAGGUUUUGAGCCCAUGCAAGUACAGCAGUACACAAAGAGGUUACAUGCUUUAGGUGGAGAAGUAGCAGACAGCAGUCAGAAAGUCACUCACCUGGUGGCCAGUAAGGUGACCCGCACUGUCAAGUUCCUCACCGCCAUGUCUGUGGUCAAACACAUCGUCAGUCCAGAGUGGCUGGAGGAGAGCUGGAGGAGCCAGAAGUUUGUGGAUGAGCAGAGCUAUAUUCUGAGGGAUGCAGAGGCGGAAGUACUGUUUGCCUUCAGUUUGGAGGAGUCACUAAAGAGAGCCCACAGUGCACCCCUCUUCAAGGGGAAGUACUUCUACCUCACCCCAGGGAUCUGCCCCAGCCUCAGCACCAUGAAACCCAUCCUGGAGAGUGCUGGUGGAAAGCUGCUGGCCAAACAGCCCUCCUACAGAAAGAUCAUGGAGCAUAAACAGAACAAGAACCUUCCAGAAAUCAUUUUAAUAUCCUGCGACAAUGACCUCCAUCUCUGUAGAGAAUACUUCUUGAAAAACAUUGAUGUCCACAACGCUGAAUUCAUCUUGACAGGAGUUCUCACCCAGAAACUGGACUACGACUCGUAUAAGUUCACUUGAUGGUGAAGCAACAAUGACAUGACAGGAUGAAGAGGAGGAGGAACAGAUCAGGAAACCACCUGUGUACAGUCCAGCCACACUGACUUUUCUAUGUUUUUAUUUCUGUGCAUAGAUCUCCAGUCAUUUUGUAGCUUUUUGUUACCUGUUUGAGAAUAAAUAAAUGGAUGUUAUUUUUAUGAAACGAAUGUUUAAAUUAUAGAAGAUUUUAACUUUUUUCUGUUGUUCAAAUAGAAUGUGUAAAGGCUUCAGCUCGUACACGCUGCUUUUUGGAAU